CGCCCCUGUGCGCGAACGGGGUGCGGACACGCGGAGUGACCGAGCCUGCGCGGGGCGGGAUCGGCGCGGGGAUCGGCGCCGGGCGGUCCCCGGGGCGCAGCAUGGCGGGCCGGGGCCGGGGCCGGGGCCGRGGGCAGAUGACAUUCAACGUGGAAGCCGUGGGGAUCGGGAAGGGGGACGCGCUGCCCCCGCCCACGCUGCAGCCCUCGCCCCUCUUCCCGGCCCUGGAGCGCUGCGCUGCCCCCCUGCCCGGGGGCGAGGAGGGCGAGUAUAUGCUGGCCCUGAAGCAGGAGCUGCGCAGGGCGAUGAGGGGGCUCCCCUACUUCGUCAAGCCGGGGGCGCCUCGCAGAGACAUUGAGCGCUACUCAGACAAGUACCAGCUCUCCAGCCCUGUGGACAGCGCCAUUGACUGGAACCCAGACUGGAGGCGGCUCCCACGGGAGCUGAAGAUCCGAGUGCGGCGCCUACGGAAAGGCCGGACAGCUCCCCUCAUCCCCAAGCAACACGUGGUGCUCGACAAGGAGGAGACUAUUAAGAAACUGGAGAGCCUAGAGAAGAAGGAGGAGGAGGUGACAUCCGAGGAGGAAGAGGAGAAGGAGGAGGAAGAAGAGGGGAAGGAGGAGGAAGAGGAGGAGUAUGAUGAGGAGGAGCACGAAGAGGAGACGGACUACGUCCUGUCCUACUUUGACAACGGGGAGAGCUUCGGCCCUGACAGUGACGAUAACGGCGACGAGGCAGUGUACUGACUCUGAGUGUGGGUACCUGCAAAAGCAGCUACCCCCAGGCUGUGGGGACCCUGAAAGCGGGGACUCCCCUGCACCCCUGGGACAGCAGGGACCCCUCACUCCCCUCCCUGUAAGCAGGGACCCUCUCACCCCUCAGGGACAUUGGGGUCCCUUGUUACCCCACCUUGGGGCACCAGGGUCCCCUGCCACCACCCCUCCGUGGAACAUCGGGGUUCCCUGUCUCCCCGUCAUCCUCCGUAUCACCAACAGGUGGCGCCAGUGCUCCAGGUCCGGAGGGUGGGGCGGGACCCCCCCCCCCCAAUUUUGGGGCCUCCCGGCCGCGUCCCCAAGCAGGGGCGGGCAGGGGGAAUCGUGAUUUUUGGGGUGGGUUUUGGGGUGGUGGGGGCAUUCCCAAACGUGCCUGCCCGCCCCGACCACAUCUCUCAUGCCCCACUCCCAUUUUACAGCAGCUUUAAAAACAAAUUUUGUGUCGAUUAAAGUGGAUUUUGUUAU
Messenger RNA from Malurus melanocephalus (red-backed fairy wren), 1238 nucleotides. RefSeq names its product RNA polymerase III subunit GL (gene POLR3GL). Gene Ontology annotation, biological process: transcription by RNA polymerase III. The record is from RefSeq and is a predicted model, not a curated record. Gene Ontology annotation, cellular component: RNA polymerase III complex. Lineage: Eukaryota; Metazoa; Chordata; Aves; Passeriformes; Maluridae. The coding region runs from base 102 to 746 and encodes 214 amino acids. The transcript is spliced from 8 exons.